Messenger RNA from Symbiodinium sp. CCMP2592, 1509 nucleotides. Lineage: Eukaryota; Dinophyceae; Suessiales; Symbiodiniaceae. The record is from the annotation of a GenBank genome assembly.
AUGUUGGCUUCGACUCACGCGAGCCGAUGCUGGGCGAGGGAAGCGCUGCCUAUCCGACCACGGCUCAGCGCUCGAAGCAGCUCAAGGACCUCGAAUCAGAUGCUCGGAUCCGGCCACAAAGUUUGGUUGCCGUUCUUUGCCGCAGUCGGCUGCUGGCCCGCUAAGCAAGUCCACGAUCGGCGUGCUUCGAGGGCGACACCUUCUCUCGUACGUCUUCGUGCAAGCAGGGACGGAGAAGCCGAGCUACUAGUGGAUGGCUAUACCCGUCAGGUGUCUAUCUGCAGACAGGCUAUCCAACUGUUGCAGCAGGAAGGACGGAAAGUUUUCACUACCGUGUUUGCAGAGCCGGAAAUACAAAACGACAAGCUGUGGUCAGACUUCAUGCAAUCAGCUUACAACUGCCUCUGUCCGGUCGAACGAACAGCAGAAGGACGGGAUGCUGUUACGGAAAAAUUGUCGCACCUGGCUGCGACGGCAGAUGGUGCCUGCUUAGCUCUCUUGGCAACCGACACUAGGUAUGUUGAACUUGUCAAGAACAUCGUGGCUACGAGAAGAGAUAUUGUCGUCUGUGUCCCACGCGGUGCAGUUUCCAGCGUUCAUGCUUACCAGGAGACCGGGGCACGUGUGCUGCCACUGGGGAAGAUUCAGGAGGGUCCCAAAAUUAGAGCCUUCUUAGACCCAGAUGGUAGUGGCCGUGUCGAGACGGCAGGGCCGUGGAAAGCUGCACGUCGGGAAGAUCAAGCCGCCGACGAGCUGACAAGUUUCCUACAGGAGUGGGGCUACCGUGGCGAGCGUGGCUACCUCAUUCCGUCUGUGGCCAAGUUCUGGUUUGCUCACGACCUCGGACGUCUUACAGUCUUCCCCGCUCAAGCUGGAUGUGCAGCAGCACACCAGAAAAUUUUAUAUGCUAGCCCUGGGACUGCAUGGAUUGAGUACCGCAACGAUCUUGCAUUCUUCCUUCCUGUCGGUGACCGGCAAGCACCUAGUAGAGUCAAUGCGCAGUUAGGCGGUCAGCUUGCGGGCGCAAUUUACAGAGGCGGGGGUCCAUUCAUCAUCGAAGACUCAGAAGACAUGGUGCGGGAAGUUCUUCACAGGAUGGGAUACUUAGACGAGGAAUUCAGCAAUGACCUCUCAGAAGCACUGCUCACGUUCGUGAGCAUGCCAGAGAACUCGUAUUGGCUGCGCAAGAACUGUAAGGCAAUGCCCGAUCCCACCGACACUGCAGAAGAUGUGGUUGAGAAGCUGAGGAGAGCAUUCCUAUCACAUGAUACCAGUGGCCAGUGGCGCCGUGCUCCCGACAUGCGCCCGGAGCUCCUCCGGGCGGGCUUUCUUCGAAAGCAGCAUGGCGACCAGAGUGCAGUGGCGGAUGCAAUGCGGAGAUACAUAGAGAGGUAUGGUCUAGAGGAGAGGCGGAGCUGCAUCGGGAAUGCCUAUACGGUUCUGCGGCACUUCUACCGAUCAGAGUCAGAUCCCAGGAGAAGGAUUGAAAGUGUCACGUUCCGGAUGUGA